GCUCUUCUCUGUCCGAGUUUACAGCCGUGAAGUGUUUGUGUUUCAGGCGAGCAGAAAGACAAAGAAGAAGGAAGGAGGCGCCAAGAGAGCUCAGAGAGCUUCGUCCAAUGUUUUCUCCAUGUUUGAACAAACUCAGAUCCAAGAGUUCAAAGAGGCCUUCACCCUCAUCGAUCAGAACCGGGACGGUUUCAUCGAUAAAGAAGAUCUCAAGGACACAUACGCGUCUUUGGGGAAACUCAGUGUAAAGGACAACGAGCUGGAGGACAUGCUGAGAGAAGCCACCGGUCCCAUCAACUUCACCAUGUUCCUCACCCUGUUCGGAGAAAAGCUGCACGGUGCAGAUCCUGAGGACACCCUCUUAAACGCCUUCAAACUGUUCGAUCACGAUGCCAGAGGCUUCAUUCACAAAGAUGAAUUACAGAACCUGCUGAUGACACAAGCAGAGAAGUUCACACCUGAGGAGGUGAAGCAGAUGUUCCAGUCGUCCAACAUCGACGCUGCAGGAAACCUGGACUACAAAUCUCUGUGUUACAUCAUCACACACGGGGAGGAGCGUGAAGAAUAACCUGAAUGCUGAUCUGCUGCAG
Scatophagus argus is the source of this 587-nucleotide messenger RNA. Its product is annotated as myosin light chain 5-like. Gene Ontology annotation, molecular function: calcium ion binding. Bases 119 to 565 code for a protein of 148 amino acids. Gene Ontology annotation, cellular component: cytoplasm. The transcript has 6 exons. NCBI's taxonomy places the organism in Eukaryota, Metazoa, Chordata, Actinopteri, Scatophagidae. The record is from RefSeq and is a predicted model, not a curated record.